AUGCAAUUCCGAAGCCAUGCGCUCCCCCGUCGCUUCCACGCCCUGCGCGCUCCAUUGAGCCCCGCCGCCGUACAUGCGUGCCCCGUCAGCGCUUCUUACAGCCCGCCGCGUCGCCUCUACUCGCGCCGUCUCGACUCCCUCGGAGAGCAACAGAACAUCGCCAUCCUCGGCGGCGGCAUCACCGGACUCGCCAGCGCGCAUUACCUAAGGAAGACGCUACGCAAUGCCAAAAUAACAGUAUACGAGGCGAGCCCGCGGCUGGGCGGCUGGCUGCAAUCCCAGCGUGUCGAGGUGCCUGGCGGGAGCGUGCUGUUUGAGCAGGGCCCGCGCACGAUUCGCCAGGCCAACAGCUCGUUAGUGACCACACACCUGGUCCAAGACCUCGGUCUCAUCGAUGAAGUCGUGUACACGUCGAAUACGUCCGCCGCCGCCAGGAACCGCUAUGUAUAUUACCCAGACCACCUCGUGAAGAUGCCAGGCCCGGGAAUGGGUCUCUUCGAGCUGCUCCGCACCGUGCUCUUCGAACCAGCCAUGGCCGGCGCUAUCCCCGCCUUCAUGGGCGAGAUUUUCCGCCCGCCACGCGACAGCGACGUCACCGACGAGAGCUUGGGCACGUUCCUGGAGCGCCGUCUGGGCUCGCGCCAGGUUGCUGACAACCUGGCCUCGGCCGUGAUGCAUGGGAUCUACGCCGGUGACAUCUACCAGCUGAGCGCCAAGUCUUUAAUGCCUUUCCAAUGGUAUAUGGAAGGCAAGUACGGGAGUGUCCUGAAGGGGCUUUACGUCGUCCAACAGGAUAGCUCCGGCACCGUUCCAGUCCCUCAGAGGGAAGCCGAUUUCAUUAAAAGCUUCAUGGAUGCGCCGGCCCUAGAGCGCGACUUUUUGCAGAAGCUUCGCUCAGCCAGCGUCUUUUCUUUCAGGAAUGGAAUCCAAACGCUUGUGAACAGACUCCAUGACAGCUUGCUAGACAAGGAAAACGUCGAGAUCAAGACAGCGACCGAGAUCACUCGAUUGGAGAAGGAUGAGGAGACAGGAAAGAUCAGGAUUCACAACCAAAACGACUCGUCCCCUCAAACGAGCGAUCUGGUUAUCUCUGCCCUGCCUGCCAAGGCUUUGGCGAAGAUUGCAACGGCUGGCCAAACAUCGACCAAUCCUACCAGCUUCUCGGCUUUGUCUAGCAUAUCGUCUGUCAACGUAAUGGUGGUGAAUCUCUUCUUCUCAGACCCGCACAUCCUUCCCACCUCUGGUUUUGGCUACCUGCUUCCCCGCAGCAUACCGUUCGAGCAGAACCCAGAGCGUGCGCUGGGCGUCAUCUUCGACUCAGACGCGGUAGGAGGGCAGGACACAGCCAACGGAACCAAGGUCACGGUGAUGCUUGGCGGCCAUUGGUGGGAUGGAUGGGCGCCCGAAGAUUUGUGCAGCCCGGCAGAAGGCGUGGAGAUGGCGCGCACCGUGCUGGCACGGCACCUGGGCAUCGUGGCCGAGCCGACGGCGACGAACGUCCGCUUGCAUCGGGACGCGAUCCCGCAGUAUAAGGUGGGCCACGAGCAGCGCAUGAAGGACACCCACUACGCGCUCAAGCGCGCGUUCGGCGGCCGGGUGCGCGCGGUGGGCAACUCGUACACGGGCGUUGGCGUCAACGACUGCCUCCGCGCAGCACGGGAUAUAGCGCGCCAGCUGGGCGAUGAGGGGAUCAUGAAUGAUAAGACGGGUCUUGAGCAGUUUGUGGAGCCGACAAAGUGGGUGAGGAUGGGUACGACGGUCCAGUUGGGGCAAAAGAAACAGCUCAACACGGAAGACGAGGGCAAAAGGUAG
Molecule: messenger RNA, 1812 nt
Organism: Diplodia corticola
Lineage: Eukaryota; Fungi; Ascomycota; Dothideomycetes; Botryosphaeriales; Botryosphaeriaceae
Product: protoporphyrinogen oxidase
Exons: 3
Coding region: 1-1812 (603 amino acids)
Biological process (GO): heme biosynthetic process
Cellular component (GO): mitochondrial inner membrane
Molecular function (GO): protoporphyrinogen oxidase activity, oxygen as acceptor
Source: RefSeq, a predicted model, not a curated record